Molecule: messenger RNA, 507 nt
Organism: Neltuma alba
Lineage: Eukaryota; Viridiplantae; Streptophyta; Magnoliopsida; Fabales; Fabaceae
Product: 1,8-cineole synthase 1, chloroplastic-like
Exons: 2
Coding region: 1-507 (168 amino acids)
Biological process (GO): terpenoid biosynthetic process
Molecular function (GO): magnesium ion binding; terpene synthase activity
Source: RefSeq, a predicted model, not a curated record
AUGAGAGAUGGAGAAAAGCUGAGCUUUGUAAGGGACAUGCCAACCAAAAACUUCUUUUGGGGUGUGGGAAUGGGUUCCCAACCAGAGCUUUCAUAUUUCAGAAGAGAGAUGACCAAGAUCACUUCCUUCAUAAACAUCAUCGAUGAUAUUUAUGAUGUUUAUGGCACAUUGCAAGAACUUGAACUCUUCACUCAUGUGGUCCACAAAUUCGUGGAUUUCAGUGGGCACGUGCCAAGCAUGCAGGAAUAUAUAGAUAAUGCAUGGAUUUCAGUGGGAGGGGCUGUGGCUCUGGUUCAAGUUUACUUUCUGCAGAUUCAAUAUGAUUCAAUCAGGCCACAGGAUUUUGAGUAUUUACAAGAAUACCCCUAUAUUAUUCGCCUUUCUUCCACCAUUGCACGAUUUGCUAUUGACCUUGCAGCAUACAAGAUUACUAAUAGGGAUGUUUCAUCAAAAUCAUCAAGUGGUGAGUUUGAUGGUGACAUUCCCAAGUCACUAAAACAUGAAUGA